AUGAAACUCAUAAACCUUCUCCUACUACCCCUGUUGGCCCCUCUCACUGUGGGUCAGCUCAUUGGCCCUGUUGGUCCUACAACUCCUCUCAAGGACAAGAGGAUCGAAUGCAACAUUCUUGAUUAUGGAGCAAAGGCUGGAAACACCACAGAUAUUGCCACUGCGCUUGAAACCGCGUUCUCGGAUUGCGUUCGCAAGCAUCCAGGCAGCCGACUGAUUGUUCCUGAAGGAGAGUACUUAAUUGGGCGAGGAGUCACUCUCAGUAAUGGCACAAAUUGGGCGUUUCAAUUGGAUGGGCUUAUCACUGCCACAUAUGGUGGCAACUGGACCAUUUCCAGUGAGUUGGUACUCGACGGAUUUGCAGGCACAGAGGCCAUCAAUGCAACUAUCAACGGAGAGGGCGAUUCUAAAUUUUUGCUAGAUGUGCUUGUCAUUGUCAACGCUCUUGAUUUUGAAUUUUACUCUGCCAAUGGCAAAGGCGCAAUCCAAGGACAGGGUUAUAUAUAUCGAAAUCUUGAUAAUUUCAAAUCUCCAGCACAGAUCGGCCUCGCUUAUCCCAAGUUUCACAUUGUCCUCGACUUUGCUGUCAAUGUCGAAGUCUAUCAUUUGACCAUCCGUGGGGCGAACCUGGGUAGUUACGACGGUAUCGACGCUAUUGGAACAAACUACUGGAUCCAUGACAAUGAGGUGACCAAUCGUGAUGAGUGCGUUUCAGUGAAAAGUCCCUCUCACUACGCCUUGGUUGAGAAUUUGGUAUGCAACCAAGCAGGCUCGGGUGUAUCCAUUGGAAGUUUGAAUGUCUCCGCCGAAAUAUCAAACAUCGUGGCACGUAAUAUCAGCAUCAUCCAGGGCAACAACAUUGCAUUCAUCAAGACAUAUCCCGGAGGGUCCGGCUACGUUACAAACGUUACCUUUUCAAACUUCCGGUCUUUGGCAAGCCUGUACGGCUUGGAUAUCGACCAAUACUGGCAGAAUACCUAUACACCUGACACCGGAUCGGUCACCCUGAGCAAUCUGCUCUUCCAAAAUUUCUCCGGCUCUGUUGCGAAUGGAGUUACACGUCCUCCACUUUACUUUUUUGCGAAUGAUCUGACAUUUGCUACAAACGUCACUGUUGAGGAUUUCAGCGUUUGGACAGAAACUGGUACUACGGUCGUUAACAAAAUUAGCAACAUCUUUGGUACUGGAGAUGAUAGCUAUGGGACAAAUGAUGGUAUCGAGUCUCUGAGUGAUGGGGAGUCACCUUCAUCCUAUACCAGCACCUACACAAUUACGGCAUCUCCAACCAAUUGGGUGGCUCCUACCACCCCUACAUGGGCUCUACCAAGUACUGGCUAUGGAACUGCUUCUCCCAUUCCGGUCUAUACGCCGGCUCCUUUGUGGCGUCCUGGUGGAGUGGAUUAUGAUUUGCAUUAUUGGGGAAGCUUCUAA
Messenger RNA from Penicillium verhagenii, 1431 nucleotides. RefSeq names its product putative rhamnogalacturonase. The transcript is spliced from 7 exons. Gene Ontology annotation, molecular function: polygalacturonase activity. The record is from RefSeq and is a predicted model, not a curated record. Lineage: Eukaryota; Fungi; Ascomycota; Eurotiomycetes; Eurotiales; Aspergillaceae. Gene Ontology annotation, biological process: carbohydrate metabolic process. Bases 1 to 1431 code for a protein of 476 amino acids.